CGCGGCAGUGCCGUGCGGCGGGGCGUUGCCAUGGCAGUGCGGCAGUGCCGUGCGGCGCGUAAGCGGGCGGCAUGGGGGGUGCGGGCAGCGCGCUGUCCCGGGAGGCGCUGCGCGAGUACCAGGACCUGACGUUCCUGAGCAAGCAGGAGAUCCUGCUUGCCUACAAGAGGUUCAGUGAGCUGCUGCCAAAGGAGGAGAGGAACAAUGCCUGCUCCGCACGUGUUCCCAAGAGCCAGAUCCUGACACUGCCCGAGCUGCGGGCAAACCCCUUCCAGCACCGGAUCUGCCAUGUGUUCUCCACUUCGGAUGACGGGGAUGACAGCAUGUCCUUUGAGGACUUCCUUGAUAUGCUGAGUGUCUUCAGUGACUCUGCUACCUCAGACAUCAAAUCCCACUAUGCCUUUCGUAUCUUUGACUUUGAUGACGAUGGGACUCUGGACAGAAAGAACCUGGAGCAACUGGUGAACUGUCUGACAGGGCAAGGCGAGGAGUCCCGGCUGAGCACUGCGGAGAUGGAGCAGCUCAUCCAAAACAUCCUGGAGGAGUCUGAUAUUGACAAGGAUGGCACCAUCAACCUCUCCGAGUUCCAGCACGUCGUCUCCCGCUCCCCGGACUUUGCCAGUUCCUUCAAGAUCGUCCUGUGAGAGCCCUACGGCUUUCAAGCAGAGCUGCUCUUCCCGCUGCUGCAGCUCUUUGUGAUCUCAGACAUUUCCUGUUUCAGCGAUGUCUCCUCUUUCUGCUCCUCACCAGCCUGGCAGCUCUGCACAGUGCCUUAGGCAGGACAUCCUCCUGUCCCCUUUCCACCAGCAGAGGUGGGGCCCUGGGAAGCUGCCUCCCCUGCAGCCGCUCCGCAUUCCCAGGAUCCGAUUUGAACUCUUCAUGCAACCCAAGGGCAGCUGCAUGGGCGGGUGAGACAGAGGUGCUCCCGGCUGGGGUCUGCAGUGCACAGCCCCUCUCUGACCUCAGGACCAAUUGGUGCCUUCCCCGAUUAGUCAAGGAGCUGCCUCUCCUUGCCAAGCCCCGGCCCAGCUCACCAGUCUUCCUGCUGCAACGUGGAUCCAUUUCUCUUUGCAAUAUCCCAAACACCAAUCCGUUUCUUUAUGCAAUAUCCUGAACGUGGAUCCAUUUCUCUAUGCAAUAUUCCAAAUGCAGAUCCGUUUCUUCAAGCAAUAUCCCAAAUGUGGAUCUGUUUUCCUAACCAGUAACCUAAACAUGGAUCCAUUUCUCCAAGCAAUAACCCAAACGUGGAUCCAUUUCUCCAAGCAAUAACCCAAAUGUGGAUCCAUUUCUCCAAGCAACAACCCAAAUGUGGAUCCAUUUCUCCAAGCAAUAACCCAAACGUGGAUCCAUUUCUCCAAGCAACAACCCAAAUGUGGAUCCAUUUCUCUAUGCAAUAUCCCAAACAUGGAUCCAUUUCUCCAAACAAUGACCCAAAUGCGGAUCCUUUUCUCUAUGUAAUAUCCCAAACGUGGAUCCACUUUGCCAACUGAUAACCCAAAUGCUGAUCCGUUUUCCUAAGCAGUAUCCCAGACAGCACUGUGGAUGUGUCAGCCGGCAGCAGCUCUGUCCCCCCUUGGCUGCACAGGACGUGGGAUGCCUUCCUUCCCUCGCAGGUGGGCACAGCGCCUCAGGGACCACAGCUGGGCUCACCCAUCCUCCUCUUUCCCUCUCUCCUCUUCUCUGGCUCAAGCCCAGCAGCCACUCUGGCUGCCCUGGCCUCUUCCUCCGGACACGAAUAAAGGGCUCUGGU
Cuculus canorus (common cuckoo) is the source of this 1750-nucleotide messenger RNA. It is a transcript of the gene CIB1, whose product is annotated as calcium and integrin binding 1. The transcript has 7 exons. Gene Ontology annotation, molecular function: calcium ion binding. The coding region runs from base 72 to 644 and encodes 190 amino acids. The record is from RefSeq and is a predicted model, not a curated record. NCBI's taxonomy places the organism in Eukaryota, Metazoa, Chordata, Aves, Cuculiformes, Cuculidae.